CUAAUCGCUUUGAAGUUGACUAUCAGAGGACAAGAGAGAGCCUAACAGAAUACGAUAUAUCAAACGCAAAAGCUAUUAAGACGUGGUUUCGUUUAUGAAAGAAUAUUUGAAGAACUGAAAAGAUGGUGAACUACAACGAUUGAAACUGAAAAAGCUGGCUGCAACACUGAACUGUGAGUAACGCUUAAAGCUACAUUCUGCAACCACAAAGUGAGUGCGUAGAAUUCAAAAUACACGUAUUCAAUAAUAAAGGUAGAAAAAAAACAGUUAUUGAUACACUGAAGUAAAAAGAAAUCUGCAAAGAGAAACCCGCGAAGUCACCUAAAAUUCUAGCAACUAGUUACCAUAUUAAAAACCCGACAACAGAAAAAAGGGAACCAGUUGAUGACAUAGCAAGAAAGACAUUUUAAAAACACUGCAGUCUGCUAAGAGUUCCAAAGACUUAUCAGUUAUACAAGGGAACACAGAUAGGGAAAGACCAUACGAAAUUACGUCUGGUUUAUGUAGCUGAAUCGAAAGAUUAAAUCCCCAAUUUAUUAAUGCAGAGGCUUYUAUUACAAGUUUUCAAAGAGAUGAACUUAUAAAUUGUACAUUAUUCAUGUCAGACCACAACCUGUAGCUCUCAAACACGAACUGAGUAAUUCAGAUUAGACAAGUCUUGUUUGCGCACSGUGAACUAGGCAAAAACACAGCGGGAAGGGACGUUAUCAAAAUAAGUUAUUGAGGAGCGCAAAAUCUACAUCUCAAAGCACAGGAAUCAGUCAAGAAAGCUGUAUUAUAGGUYAAUCYACAAUAAAGAACUCAUGAGAAGAAAGAGGAUCCUUCACCCGCAAAAUUGAGACCUUUUUAUCAUUGCUGAACUUAUCUAUUCUUGUCUAUUCAUUAAACAAACCAAGCUGAACUUUAUUUCCAUCUUUGAAAACGGAAAUACUCAGUAAAUCACUCAGAAUCAUAAAUAUAGCAAGUUGACAUUUUAAAACUUGGAAACGCCGUGGAAAGGGUCUCAAGAAGCUUAAUUCACAAAAUGAAUGAUUCAAACCGCUGCAAUCGUACUAUUGAGAGCGAAGACAAAAAAAUUAUUGUUAUAUUCGCUAUAAUAUACCCUAUCCAAACCAUUCUAACACUGGUCACCAAUCUGAUAGUGUGUUGGUUGGUUUACAAGACCAAACGACUGCGAACCCCAGGUAACAUGAUUCUGGUAAGCCUCUGCAUCUGUGGGAUGCUACAAACGAUCGUCUUUGUUUUAAAAACUAUUUUCACUUUCUCAAAAGACGAGGAUGUUUGUAAAAUUGUGCAUCCUUUGUUGAAGUAUAUUGCCAUUAUCACCCAAGCACAUUUGAUAAUUCUCAGUAUUGACCGCUUAUUUGCCAUUACGUUCCCAUUGCGUUACAUAAAAUGGGUUACCGUAAAGGGCGCGGUCAUUGCCGCGGUAGUCGUGUGGGUAAUUGGUUUGUUCUUGAUAUUUGCGAUAUCAUAUAAUGGCGAAGAAGGGAAGUUUUGGAAAGGAAUGGCGCACUGCAGUCGUAACCGCUCGCUCAGGAAAACACCACACAAGAAGACAAAUAUGGUUGUCAAAUACUCAUGUAUAUAUUUCCUUCCACUGACCAUAAUCGUCAUUUCGUACACAAUAUCUUUCCGAAUUGCACUUAGCCAAGUGAAGGAGAUCUUCCCAAUGACAGAACACAACAUGAGAAAGAAAUCAGCUUUAAAAGCGGCCAGAACAACAGCUAUACUCAUUGGGACAUACUUCAUCUUAUACACCCCUUCCUACGUUUCUGUGAUUGUUCACAAGCUAAGAAAUCGCGGGCCUGGCUACGGUCCCUGUAAUACUGGUUACUAUGUUCGAUUAAUCACCUCAAAUAUUUGGUUAGCAGCUGCAUGGAUAAACCCUCUAGUCUACACGAUGACCAACGCAGACUUUAAAGAAACUCUCUUGAAACUUUUCAAACGAUGUGGGGUGAAACCUGUUCAUUCGCAUUCUGCAGAUUUAUCAAACGAUUCAAAGAGAGGGAAAUAAUUUGUGGUCGAACCUCUUAUUUAGGACAACAAAACGCCGCAAAAGAAAUUGUCCGUAGUACAGAGGUGUCCGGAAUAAGGAGGUGUGGCAAUAAGGCUUAUGAACAAUGCCUUAAUGGACUAGCGAAUACCCCUGAUUGUUGCCCUUUAAGAGCACUAAAGGACAUAUACAACUAUAAGCUGAAAGCUUAAAUCAAGACAAGGUAUUCAUGGCCAUUGUACAGCCAAUAUAGUCUUUUAUGCCAUGUUCAAUAACCAAUAACUAAUAGUCUUUCUAGUCAUCUUUCUGAUUUUAAACUGGCAUAAACAAUAUCGUAAUCCUAACCAAGAAUUACCAUAGACAAGACAGGAUCGUUUCUACAGCCAAUAUACAGUCUUAUUCUUUUUGUGAGAGGCCGAGUGAAAAAAUAAACAUAAAAUAGGAACAUUUUUUAGUUCACGCAAAUUCGAAAAGACCAAAUGAUAGCGAUGAGCGUGAAGUCUACUACGAGUUAUAAGUUUGGUAAGUUGACAGACGACGGAAGGUCAUUCUUGCUUUCAAGAACUAUAAUCGACUAGUCAAGUCCUUGUGGCCUUUAUACAGACAAUACAGACUUCUCAUCACGGAGAUCGUAAUCAAUCCUUAGCAAAGUAAUUAUAAGAGAUUAAUGGCGUUAAAUAUAUCGUUAGGGUUCAUAUUUGUAGACGAAUCGUAUCUAUAGGUCUAGCGAUGUUUUGAUUAACAUUUCAAGGGUGUGUCGUUGAUAGUAUUUAAGCGAUAAUCGCAGCCUGCUCACUAUCUAUCGGAUGAAUAGUGAGCAAGUGUUGCUCCAACCACAUGCGCUUAUUUAAAGAUGAUUUAUGCGUUAAUAGAAAAAAAGACCAAUCAUUGUACGAUUCACGCAAAUAGUGGUAAGAAUUAUGUAAUAAGUUCUGACAGCCAUGUGAUUGAUAUCAAUACGAGUAUAAAAAAAAAACAAAAAAAAAAA
Molecule: messenger RNA, 2984 nt
Organism: Exaiptasia diaphana
Lineage: Eukaryota; Metazoa; Cnidaria; Anthozoa; Actiniaria; Aiptasiidae
Product: histamine H2 receptor-like
Exons: 1
Coding region: 1025-2017 (330 amino acids)
Biological process (GO): G protein-coupled receptor signaling pathway
Cellular component (GO): membrane
Molecular function (GO): G protein-coupled receptor activity
Source: RefSeq, a predicted model, not a curated record